Eriocheir sinensis (Chinese mitten crab) is the source of this 969-nucleotide messenger RNA. Its product is annotated as glutamic acid-rich protein-like. The transcript has 3 exons. Bases 1 to 969 code for a protein of 322 amino acids. The record is from RefSeq and is a predicted model, not a curated record. Lineage: Eukaryota; Metazoa; Arthropoda; Malacostraca; Decapoda; Varunidae.
AUGUUGAAUGUCAACCGAAGAACAAUUGAGCGGUGGAAAAAGAGGCACGAAGAGACAAACAGCCUGGAAAAUAGGAGAAGACCUGGAGGUCCUCGUCACACCAUCGAUGAGGAAGACGACCUCAUCAUCAACGAAGCCACAGAAAAUCCUCUCACCACGGCAGUCAGGGUAAAGGCAAACACGGAGGUCAAUGUAGGAGUCCACACGGCCACCUCCAUGGAAGAUAAUGACGACCAUGUGAAGGAACAGGCCACCUCCAUGGAAGAUAAUGACGACCAUGUGAAGGAACAGGCCACCUCCAUGAAAGAUAAUGACGACCAUGUGAAGGAACAGGCCACCUCCAUGGAAGAUAAUGACGACCAUGUGAAGGAACAGGCCACCUCCAUGGAAGAUAAUGACGACCAUGUGAAGGAACAGGCCACCUCCAUGGAAGAUAAUGACGACCAUGUGAAGGAACAGGCCACCUCCAUGGAAGAUAAUGACGACCAUGUGAAGGAACAGGCCACCUACAUGGAAGAUAAUGACGACCAUGUGAAGAAACAGGCCACCUCCAUGGAAGAUAAUGACGACCAUGUGAAGGAACAGGCCACCUCCAUGGAAGAUAAUGACGACCAUGUGAAGGAACAGGCCACCUACAUGGAAGAUAAUGACGACCAUGUGAAGGAACAGGCCACCUACAUGGAAGAUAAUGACGACCAUGUGAAGGAACAGGCCACCUACAUGGAAGAUAAUGACGACCAUGUGAAGGAACAGGCCACCUCCAUGGAAGAUAAUGACGACCAUGUGAAGGAACAGGCCACCUACAUGGAAGAUAAUGACGACCAUGUGAAGAAACAGGCCACCUCCAUGGAAGAUAAUGACGACCACGUGAAGGAACAGGCCACCUACAUGGAAGAUAAUGACGACCAUGUGAAGGAACAGGCCAUCUCCAUGGAAGAUAAUGACGACCACAUAAUGACGACCAUGUGA